AUGCCUUCCAUCGCGUCGCGACUCCUGGCCGUCGGCUUGGCCGUGGUGGCCGCCGCCUCGUCGGCGCAGAACGACAGCCUGGUCACCCAGCAGCUGGAUCUGCAGCCCUACCCCUAUGACUUCCCCAAGCUGGGCACCAAUGGCUCCGAUCUCUUCCCCAUGCGUCUCUGCCAUGGCUUCAAGCUCGAGGAGGCCAGCAUCGACGAGAUCCAGGCCGAGCUGGAGGCCAAGAAUUUCACGGGGGUGCAGCUGCUCCAGUGUUAUCUCGAGCGCAUCUACCAGGUUCAGCCUUAUGUCAAUGCGGUUAUGCAGCUGAACCCCGAUGCGGUGAGCAUCGCCGAGGCGCUGGACGCGGAGCGGGAGGCGGGCACAGUGCGCAGCCCCUUGCACGGAAUCCCCUUCUUGGUCAAGGACAACAUCGCCAGUAAGGACAAGAUGGAGACCACCGCCGGUAGUUGGGCCCUCGUGGGCUCCGUCGUGCCCCGUGACUCGCACGUCGUGCACCGUCUGCGCGAGGCUGGGGCUGUCCUGCUGGGUAAGGCGACGCUCAGUGAGUGGGCGGACAUGCGCUCCAACGACUACUCCGAGGGGUACUCGGGCCGUGGUGGCCAGUGCCGCAACGCGUAUAACUUCACCGUCAAUCCUGGUGGUAGCAGUUCUGGCUCCGGCGUGUCCAUCUCCACCAACCAGGUGCCUUUCGCGCUGGGUACGGAGACUGAUGGCAGUGUCAUCAACCCGGCGGAGCGCAACAACAUCGUCGGCAUCAAGCCCACCGUCGGCCUCACCUCGCGUGCGGGCGUGAUCCCCGAGUCCCUGCACCAGGACACGGUCGGCACCUUCGGCAAGACCGUGCGCGACGCCACCUACGCCCUGGACGCCAUCUACGGCGUCGAUCCCCGCGACAACCAGACCGCCGCGCAAAAGGGCAAGACCCCCACCGGCGGGUACGCCCAGUUCCUGACGGACAAGUCGGCCCUGAAGGGCGCCGUGUUCGGUCUGCCGUGGAUGUCGUUCUGGCAGUACAACGACGCCGCCCAGAAUGCCCAGCUGAUGGAGCUGCUGGCGCUGAUCGAGUCGGCGGGUGCGACCAUCAUCAACGGCACCGAGCUCCCCCAUUACAAGGAGAUCGUUGACCCCGAGGGCUGGAACUGGGACUACGGCACCUCCCGGGGCUACCCCAACCAGUCCGAGUACUCCUACGUCAAGGUCGACUUCUACAACAACAUCAAGGAUUAUCUCGCCGAGCUGAACAACACCAACAUCCGCUCGCUGGAGGACAUCGUCCAGUACAACAUCGAUAACGCCGGUAGCGAGGGUGGCCUGCCCGGGGUGAACCCGGCCUUUGCCUCCGGACAGGAUGGCUUCCUGGCGUCGCUGGCGACCAAGGGUGUGAUGAACGAGACCUACUGGCAGGCGCUGGCGUACUGUCAACGCACCAGUCGCGAGGAGGGCAUUGAUGCGGCGCUGCGCUACCAGGGCCGCAACAUCACCGCUCUCCUGGCCCCGCCGGACUUUGCCCCCUCCGUCGAGAUCGCCGCCCAGGCGGGUUAUCCCGUGGUCACCCUGCCUGCCGGUAUCAACGGGGACUCGCACAUGCCCUAUGGAUUGGCCUUGUUCGGUACUGCCUUCUCCGAGGCGACCCUCAUCAAGUACGCCAGUGCCAUCGAGGAUCUGCAGCUGUCCUCGCAGACUCCCUGGAAGCGUAGCCUGCCCACCUGGAGCGGGUAUCUGGAGCGCAACAUCCCCGUGAACUAA
Molecule: messenger RNA, 1755 nt
Organism: Aspergillus fijiensis CBS 313.89
Lineage: Eukaryota; Fungi; Ascomycota; Eurotiomycetes; Eurotiales; Aspergillaceae
Product: amidase family protein
Exons: 3
Coding region: 1-1755 (584 amino acids)
Source: RefSeq, a predicted model, not a curated record